Messenger RNA from Necator americanus (New World hookworm), 2190 nucleotides. RefSeq lists its product as uncharacterized. NCBI's taxonomy places the organism in Eukaryota, Metazoa, Nematoda, Chromadorea, Rhabditida, Ancylostomatidae. Gene Ontology annotation, cellular component: Noc1p-Noc2p complex; nucleolus; Noc2p-Noc3p complex. The record is from RefSeq and is a predicted model, not a curated record. Gene Ontology annotation, molecular function: histone binding; transcription corepressor activity. Bases 1 to 2190 code for a protein of 729 amino acids. Gene Ontology annotation, biological process: ribosomal large subunit biogenesis; negative regulation of transcription by RNA polymerase II. The transcript has 22 exons.
AUGCAAGGCAUGGAGUCCGUUAAAAAAUUGAAUAAAAGUGGCAGGCAAAUGUCAAAAAGCAGUGACAGCCCAAAGAAAAAGAAGAAAUUGAAGAAUUCGACUAGCUUCUCGGACAAAUGUCAAGAAAAAGAUGAGGUUGUUGCAAUGGAUGAUGUUGAAACUAUUAACUCAGAUACUGGAGACAAUGUUGAAGUUUCUGAUGAGGAAAACGUCAUCAGUGCAACCAACUGCAAGUCGGCGAAGGCUAAACACCUGCACGACCUUCAAAAGCUAAAAGAAAGCGAUCCUGAAUUCUACAAGUUUCUUCAAGAACAAGAUGCAGACCUUCUCGAUUUCCAUCCGUCUGAUGAGGAAGAAGAAGGGGAAGAGGAAGAGGAGGUGGAUGACGAAAUGGAAGGGGAGGAGACUCAACAAGAACCAAAAAACGGAAUAUCGAAAGAGCCUUCCUCUCAAAUCCCAAAAGCGAGAAAAGACAGCAGUGGUCGUCUAAUAUUUGAUGGGAACAUGCUGAACUACUUAGAAAAUGCGCUAGAUCCUGAAGACGAGAAACAACGCAUCAAUGUAGACGAUAUCAGGUUAGCGGUCGAAGCUUUCAACGCAUGCGUUGCUCGAGUGGGAGCUGACAUCGAUGCGCCAAAAUACAUUAUCAAUGAGCAGGCUGUUUUCUAUGCAACUGUACGUCUGUGCUUCGAGAAGUUGGGAGAUGCAUUUUUUACUUUAAUCACAGGAAAGGCCAAGGUAAAACUCGAACCAGGCACAAGCGAAGAGGCGACACAGCUGAAGAUGAGGAACGUUAAAAAGUACCAAACUCCCCUGAAACAGUACCUCGGUAGUGUGCUAACGUUCGCGAAUGAGGUUCAAACGCCUGACGUCAUCGUGUCGACUUUGAAAGCCAUUCGUCGAAUGACCGAUUUUUAUGCCCACUUCAAAAAAAUGGCGAAAAACCUCACCAAGGUUCUUGUCCGAAUUUGGUCUCGAAAGACCUUGGAAUGCAGGGUUGGAGCGUAUGUAUGCAUGGUACAACUUGUCAAAACUCAUCCUGAACAUUUUGUUUCCUUGUACAAGAGUUGCUACCUUGGUUUCGUGUCAAAUUCUCGCGAAGUUUCAUCUGAAACGUGGCCUAUUCUUCACUUUAUGCACAAAACAUUUGCCGAGGUGACUGUAUUGCAUCCAAAUUUGGCUUAUCCCUACGCGUUUGUUUACAUUCGACAAAUUGCUAUUCACUUGAGAAAUGCUAUUAUUUCGAAGAAACGAAAGGAUAUGGUGCGAACCGUGUACAACUGGCAAAUGAUGCAAUGCCUCUACCUAUGGACACGUGUAAUAUCAAAAGCUCACGCAGUUCACGACUGUGAAGCUAUCUGUGACCUGACCUAUCCGCUUGUUCAACUCAUCAACGGAGUGCUCAAGUUGUAUCAUUCUCUUCGAUAUAUACCGUUACGACUGCAUUGCAUCUCGUUGCUCAUUCAACUUCAAGCCAACUGCGGCAUUUUCGUACCGUCGCUGACACUAGCUGUGGAGCUCCUCGACGACGUUGUACUAAUCCUGGCGAAAAAACCGAAGAUUGUGAAAAAUGUGAAGGUGGUCGAUAUGGAAUCUUCUUUGAAGGUUGCAGCGCUCGUACUCCAAGAAAACUCUUGGCGAACAACACUUUGCGACAGUAUUUUCAGAAUCACCCUGCAGGCAGCGCAUUUGAUUUGUAGCCAGCCAAGUUUUCCCGACGUCAUUGUUCCGAUGACGUUCAGAAUCCGAAAUUUCUUGCGGAAAAUCCGUUCCGUAGAAUUUGCGCGAUGCUUUCGGGCACUGUUAGAAAAGUUAGAGGAACAGGGGAAAUUUGUCGCUGACAUACUUCUCACGAAAGAGUUCACUAUCAAGGACGAUAUUCAAGUGAUGUCCCUCCAACUCGCUUUGAAUAACCCCGACUCUCCGUUACGCACCUAUUAUCGACAAUGGGAAAAAGCGUGGCGUAUGAAACAGAAAAUGUUGUUGAAGAGCGAAAAGAAGGAGAAUACAAAGGAAGCUAAGCAAAUCACGAAGAAGAAGAACGAGAAGAAACAAAAAAUGGAACAAGAUGUAAAAGUUGAGGAGAAACCAAAAAAGAAGCGAAGGCUAAGCCAACCAGCUGCCGCUCGAGCGGAUGCGACAGUUCCUGAUCAACUUGGCGAUCUAGAAAAUUGGAGUGAUAGUGAAUAA